Messenger RNA from Ambispora leptoticha, 300 nucleotides. Lineage: Eukaryota; Fungi; Glomeromycota; Glomeromycetes; Archaeosporales; Ambisporaceae. The record is from the annotation of a GenBank genome assembly.
AUGAGUAUUGCAAAUGAUACAAAUCAAAUUGCUUCUAUUAAGCAAUUUGAUGAUUCUAUCUGGCAACUUUCAGAUUAUAAUGAUUAUAGUUUAAGUGAUGAAUAUUCUACAGAUUAUGAAUCUGAAUUAAAUUUAGAUAAUCCUGAUAUUAUGGAAACAGAAUCAUUAGCAAACGAUAGUUAUUUUACAGAUUAUGAGCUAUUUCAAGAAGCAUUGACUAAUGUUGAUCCCAAAGAUUUUGAAGAUGCUUCAUUUGAUAAUGCAUUUCAUAACUUAGAAUAUAUCCAAACUAUUGAAUAG